This is a messenger RNA of Sparassis crispa, 3636 nucleotides long. Its product is annotated as Transposon Tf2-6 polyprotein. The record is from RefSeq and is a predicted model, not a curated record. Gene Ontology annotation, molecular function: nucleic acid binding. Bases 1 to 3636 code for a protein of 1211 amino acids. Gene Ontology annotation, biological process: DNA integration. The transcript has a single exon. NCBI's taxonomy places the organism in Eukaryota, Fungi, Basidiomycota, Agaricomycetes, Polyporales, Sparassidaceae.
AUGAAUGCAGAUGGCACACCAAAUCAAAUGGGCACCAUUACUCAUUGUACCUGGAAGAUGAUGAAAAUCGGAGGAAGGAAGACACUUACUCGCUUCCUCUUGACCGGCAUUGGCAAAGAAAACAUACUUCUCGGCAUGCCGUGGCUUAAACGCCUCAAUCCAAUGAUCAACUGGGAAACCGGUGACUUUUGGUUUGGUAAAGACGCCAAAUGGCCACCGAAACCCACCGUCGAAGAUGCACCAGAUGAAGAAGUUUCAAUUUUCAAGGAAGAUGGACUCCCAGAGUUAAUCACCACCGAAACUUCCCCUACCUCGUUUAGACAUUCGGAGUCUAUUAGAGAAAUUACAGCCGAUAACACUGAGCGUGGCGAGUUACCCGCAGUGCGGAAUGAUACUGAACCAGAUGACCCACCAUCAGAAACCCCUAGGGAUCAGCUCGAUGACGACGAUCUAGUUAUAUCCUAUAUCGCAGGAGAGCCAGUUAUUGGGAUAUUUGAACCCAUCAGGAAGGAGUCACCUUUGACGAAUGAAGAGACUGAAACCGCAGUCUUCACCAUACGAAGAGGUCCCGCCAUUGGAAGAAUGACACACAGUACUCGAUCCCCAUUAUUCUGUAAUGCACAGAAUACGGUCUUUUACAAACCAUCCGGUAAAUCACAAGAAUUGGCACAACAGGCACACAAGGAAGCAUCAGCUGUAGACAAACCCAAAACCGUCGAGGAGUUGGUCCCCAACUACCUCCACGAUUUGAAGUCCGUCUUUGAAAAGAAAGCAGCUGAACGUUUUCCAGAAACUAGACCUUGGGACCAUGCCAUUGACUUGAAACCCGAUUUUAUUCCACACGACUGUAAAGUCUAUCCGUUAUCGCUCAAAGAACAAGGAGCGAUGGAUGACUUCCUGGAAGAAAAUCUGCGAAAAGGAUACAUCCGACUGUCGAAAUCUCCCAUGGCUUCACCAUUUUUCUUCGUAGGAAAGAAAGACGGAGCACUACGUCCCUGUCAGGAUUACCGAUACCUGAAUGAAGGGACGGUGAAGAACGCCUAUCCUCUUCCGCUCAUUUCUGACCUUAUGGAUCAAUUCAAAGGCGCAUCGAUCUUUACGAAAAUGGACUUACGCUCCGGAUAUAACAAUGUCAGAAUCAAAGAUGGUGACCAAUGGAAGGGUGCAUUUAAGACAAAUCGCGGACUUUUCGAACCUAUGGUCAUGUUCUUUGGACUCUGCAACUCCCCGGCGACUUUCCAAAUGAUGAUGAACGCACUCUUCAAGGACAUGAUCGAUGAGGGAUGGAUAGUCAUUUACAUGGAUGAUAUCCUCAUCUUCUCAAACGAUUUGGAAGAACAUCACGUUCGAACCCGACACGUACUCCAACGACUUAAAGACAACGACUUAUUCCUUAAACCGGAAAAGUGUUUCUUUGACGUUAAAGAAGUCGAAUUCCUAGGCAUGAUCAUUCGAGAAAACUACAUUGGCAUGGAUCCUAUCAAACUUAAAGGAAUUGCAGAAUGGCCUGAACCAACCACGGUAAAAGGUGUUCGCUCUUUCCUAGGGUUUGGAAACUUCUAUCGGAAGUUUAUUGCCAACUUCUCGGAUAUUGCCAAACCAUUGACGAAUCUUACGCGCACUGCCGCUGGAUCUCCACCUUUUGAAUGGACAACAGAAUGUCAGACAGCUUUCGACACAUUGAAGCAACGAUUCAGUACCGCCCCAGUACUGUUACUGCCUGACAAGGCAAAACCCUUUAUUGUUGAAUCCGACGCUUCCAAGUUUGCUACGGGUGCAGUUUUACGCCAAGCCGAUAUCAAUGGAGACCUCCAUCCUUGUGCCUACAUUUCACAGACACUCAAUCCAGCUGAACGGAACUACGAAAUCUACGACCGCGAACUCCUCGGAAUCAUUCGAGCCCUCACUGAAUGGCGCCAUUAUCUUGAAGGCUCUCCCCAUCCCGUCGAAGUUCGCAGUGAUCACAAGAACCUCACGUACUUCCGUACAGCUCGGAAGUUAAACCGCCGACAAGCACGAUGGAGUCUCAAAUUAUCACAAUUUGAUCUUCACCUCAUCCAUGUCCCUGGAACUCAGAUGAUCCAAUCUGAUGCGCUCUCUCGUCGUAAUGGACUCGAUGACAGUGAAAGUGACAACGAAGAUCGCAUUCUUUUACCCAACGCACUAUUCGUGCGAUCCAUUUCCCCGACACUAUUCGACGAAAUCAGGAAUCACGCAGCAAAAGACCUCAUUGUUCACGAAGCCCUCGAAGCGAUUGCGCACAAAGGGCCAUUCCCCAUGAAAUCAUCGCUUUCCGACUGGGAAGUUCGCGAUGGUGUCAUCCUCUACAAGGGAAAGAUUUACGUUCCACCAUCCGAAACUCUUCGUCGUAACCUAGUUCGACUACAUCACGACUCCCCUGCCAUGGGUCACCCUGGAAAGUUCAAUACUCUUGAACUGUUACGUCGUGAAUUCUGGUGGCCCGGCAUGUAUACAUUUGUCUACAAUUAUGUUGAAGGCUGUGCCGCCUGUCAACAAAUGAAACCGAAUACUCAUCCAACUCGUAUUCCUUUGGAACCAAUUCCCGCCGACCCACACGCAUUACCAUUUUCCUGUUGCACCACCGAUUUUAUUACCGACCUCCCCGUUUCCAACGGUUUUGAUUCAAUUAUGGUCGUAGUAGACCAUGACCUUACGAAGGGGGUGAUUCUUACGCCCUGCCUCAAAACGAUCACAGCUGAAGGAACGGCCAAGAUUUUUCAUGACAAAGUAUACUCGCGAUUUGGAUUACCCGACCGAAUCAUCUCGGAUAGAGGACCUCAAUACGCAUCCAAGGUCUUCCAAGAGUUAAAUCGACUACUCCAGAUCAGAUCAUCAAUGAGCACAGCUUAUCAUCCUCAGACGGACGGAGAAACAGAGCGAGUCAACCAGGAGCUGGAAAUCUAUCUUCGACUCUAUUGCGGAAACAACCCUGAAACAUGGGCCGACCGCCUGCCAGACCUCGAGUUUUGUCAUAACACAAGGGAACACUCGGCACGGAAGAUGAGCCCAUUCCGCAUCAUGAUGGGAUAUGAACCACGGGGACUCCCUUCCGUAUUUCCGACCACGAACAUUCCAUCAGUUGAAUCCAGGCUUGACAUGUUGCAGAAGAUAAGACUAGAAGCACUAGCCAUGCACGAGUUAGCACGACAACAGAUGGCGGACCGAGUCAGACAAGGAUCACCGAAGUUUACACUAGGACAGAAGGUCUGGCUAGACUCGAGGAACCUGAAGGUCAAUUACGCCUCGCGCAAGAUAGCACCAAAGCGUGAGGGGCCAUUCGAAAUUGUCGAAGUCAUCGGACCAGCCAACUAUCGUCUCAAACUCCCGAAGACCUGGCGAGUUCAUUCCGUAUUCCACGCUGCCCUUCUAUCUCCUUAUCGCGAAAACGACAUACAUGGUCCGAAUUAUGUGAACCCACCACCUGAUGUCGUUGAUAACGAAGAAGAGUACGAAGUCGAAGCCAUCCUGAAUCACAAGACGUACCGAGGUCAUCUGAGGUACUUAGUCAAGUGGAAGGGAUAUUCUUCAGCAGAAAACUCGUGGGAACCUACCCACAAUUUACAGAAUGCCAAGCGAAUCCUCGAUGCAUAUAAAAGGACCAGGGGAAUCCAGUAG